UCCCUGUGUUUUAUUGGCCGAGAGUGCCUGAGCUCUCACGUGGAGAGAAAUCUAACAUGGCUCCCGAGCGUGGAGAUACAGGUCAAGCUUUGCCAUCUCUGAAGAAUUUAACCUUAAAGAACUAUGGCAGACUGUCAGACACCCAGAAACAGUCGAUCCAAGACCUUGUCCGUCCUCACAUUGAGUCGUUUAACUUUAUGUUGGAAGAAGGUUUACCCUUAGCAGCUCAGAGCAUACCCCCCAGUGAAUUUAUGACCGCAAAUGGCCAGAAAGUGUCCCUUUAUUUAACUGAUGCAACCAUUGGAAUACCCACUGUCUCAGAAAAGAACAUCCACACAACACAGAUGAAAGUUUUCCCUACAGAGUGCCGAGAGAAGGGAUCAACCUACUGUUCAAAGCUACAAGUGACUUUACAGUGGAAGAUUGAUAACGUGCCACAGGGUAGUGUUACCAAAGUCAUUGCAGCAAUACCACUUAUGGUUAAGUCAAAUAACUGCUCUUUGGCCAAUCUUUCACCAAAAGAGCUUGUCAGGAAAAAUGAAGAAUCACAGGAAGCUGGAGGAUACUUUAUUGUCAACGGAAUUGAAAAGAUCAUUAGGAUGCUUAUCUUGCCAAGAAGGAACUAUCCAUUGGCCAUUAUUAGGCCUUCUUGGAAGGGAAGAGGCUCAUUUUAUACUGAAUAUGGAGUGCAAAUGAGAUCAGUCAAGGGAGAUCAGAGUGCUGUGAACAUGACUCUUCAUUACUUGAAUGAUGGCAAUGUGAUGAUGUGUAUAGCCUAUCGGAAGGAGCUUUACUAUGUUCCGGUGGUAUUUAUACUCAAGGCAUUAAUGAAUGUGACGGAUCAACACAUUUAUAGAGAGCUUAUCAAAGCUGAGGAAAACAAUACAUUUUGGAAAGAUUGUGUAGCUAUGAUGCUGCGGACGGCACAAGAGGAGGGUGCUGUGAAUCAGAAGAGUGUUCUUGAGUACAUCGGGUUGAGGUUUAGAGUGAAGAUGAGACUUCCAGAUUGGUUUUCUGAUGAGGCAGUGGCACAGUACCUAAUUCAGCAGUGUAUUUGCAUUCAUUUAGAUACCAAUGCGGACAAAUUCAAUUUACUUAUUCUGAUGACCCGCAAGUUGUAUGCACUAGCCCUUGAGAAAUGCUGUGCAGAAUCAGCUGACAGCCCCAUGAACCAAGAGGUCCUACUGGGUGGCCACCUGUAUCUGAUGGUUCUUAAGGAAAAACUGGAGAUGAUGCUCCAAGUUGUUGGCUCCAGUCUUGAAAAGGCAUCUAAAAACAAGCCUCAUGACUUCAAUGUCAAUUCAGCCUCCAUUCUACAAGCGGUGCAGCAUGCCCCAAGUAUCUCUCAUCAGAUGGAGUACUUUUUGGCCACAGGCAACUUGAUAUCCAAGUCAGGUCUAGCAUUACAACAGAUAUCUGGGUUUACUGUGGUGGCGGAUAGGCUGAAUUACUUCCGAUUCCUAUCUCACUUCCGGUGCAUCCAUAGAGGAGCUUUCUUUUCCCAAAUGAGAACAACAUCUGUCAGGAAGCUUUUGCCUGAGGCUUGGGGGUUUCUGUGCCCUGUCCACACACCCGAUGGUGCACCCUGUGGCCUGCUGAAUCAUUUAGCUGCUGGUUGUCAGGUUGUGAAUGUGGUACCUCUAGUAGCCCACAUGCUACGACUGCUAUGCACCAUGGGAAUGAUUCCAGUUGAUGCUCCAGUUCCUGGUGACUAUAAGAAUUAUUAUCCUGUGGUGAUGGACGGCCGUGUCCUAGGGAGUGUCGACAGAGAUCUGGCACCAACUCUUGCUAAUCGUUUGAGGAUAAUGAAAGUCUUGGGAGAGGAAAGGGUGCCACAAUUUCUAGAGAUCUGUCUGGUCCCUAUAACAAAGGUCGCUAGUCAGUACCCAGGACUAUUUAUCUUCAGUUCGCCUGCCAGGAUGAUGCGCCCAGUUCUCAACCUCGCAGUCAAUAAAAUAGAAAUGAUAGGUUCAUUUGAACAGGUUUAUAUGGAUAUAGCAAUAGUACAGGAAGAGUUGCAUGAGGGUGUGACCACCCACAUGGAGUUGAAACCAACAGCCAUGCUUAGUGCCAUUGCUAGCAUGACUCCAUACUCAGACUUCAACCAGAGCCCGAGGAACAUGUACCAGUGUCAGAUGGGUAAGCAGACUAUGGGAACGCCUGUUCAUGCCUUUCAACAUCGCACGGACAACAAACUUUAUAGGAUACAGACUCCUCAGUCCCCACUUGUUCGCCCUGCCUCUCAUGAUUUCUACAUCAUGGAUGAAUAUCCUCUGGGGACCAACGCCAUUGUGGCUGUCAUCUCUUACACGGGAUAUGAUAUGGAGGACGCAAUGGUUCUAAACAAAGCAUCGUACGAAAGGGGGUUUGCCCAUGGCUCCAUCUACAAAGCACAAUUUGUGAAUCUGGAACCGAAAUCCCAAGAUCGUACAUCAUCUUCUAACUUACAGUUCGGAACGCUACCAGAUGACCCCAGAAUCGAUGGUAGACUAGACGCAGAUGGAUUUCCACCGCUAGGUGCCCAUCUCUCCACGGGGGACCCAUAUUACAGUUACAUCGACACUAACACCGGAGAAGCAGUAGUCAAGAAAUAUAGUAACCUGGAAGCGGGCAUCAUAGAUGAUGUCAAGAUUAUUGGAGAUGAGACUGGCAACAAGACUCUCAGUAAAGCUUGCAUCAAGCUACGAAUACAGAGGAAUCCCAUCAUUGGCGACAAGUUUUCCAGUCGUCAUGGACAAAAAGGAAUAUGCAGUCAAAAGUGGCCGGUGGAAAAUAUGCCAUUCUCGGAGUCCGGGAUGACACCCGACAUCAUCUUCAACCCCCACGGUUUUCCGUCUAGAAUGACAAUAGGUAUGAUGAUCGAGAGUAUGGCGGGCAAGUCAGCUGCACUCAACGGCCACGUGUACGAUGCCACACCCUUCACCUUUUCCGAGGAUGACUCGGCAAUCGACUACUUUGGCAAACUUCUCGUCAAAUCUGGUUAUGAUUAUUUUGGCACGGAGCGCUUGUACAGUGGUAUCGACGGUCGUGAAUUCGAGGCAGACAUCUUUAUGGGUGUGGUGUACUACCAGAGACUGCGGCACAUGGUGGCAGACAAAUUCCAGGUCCGAACAACGGGGCCCAUAGACGCACUGACGCAUCAGCCUGUCCAGGGUCGUAAGCGGCAGGGAGGUAUCCGUUUCGGAGAGAUGGAGAGAGAUGCGUUACUCGCUCACGGCACUUCCUUUCUUCUCCAAGAUCGCCUUUUCAACUGCUCCGAUAAAACUAUGGGUCACGUGUGCACACAAUGUGGUAGCCUUCUUUCGCCACUUCUAGACAAGCCUCCAGUCGAGCUGGCAGCGGCGGCCGCCCACUCUGAGCGCCGUUGGUACUGCAAGCCAUGUGAGUCGAGCGAGCACAUUGAACUCCUUGCUUUCCCUUACGUGUUUCGAUACCUCGUAGCCGAACUAGCCGCCAUGAACAUUAAGACUUCGCUCGAGAUAAAGAAGGUCGGAGCCGACAGCUAAGCGUCCAUGGAUGGUUCGCGUAUUUGUAGGGCUGCGUCUUUUGCAUUGAGCAGAAGAUGAUGACAGUGAUAUCGAUAACAUAGCCUGCUUGCCGGCUCUCAUUCGAAGUUAUUCGAACACUCGCGCGCGACAGGGGUUCCAAUUAUUCGAAAACAAAACAUUUGCGAAUAUCGGCGAAUGCGAGCCGGCUAGCGUAGGGUACUGAUAGGAACCAAUGUAUUGUAAAUACAGGAAUAGAGAAAUAAGACAA
This is a messenger RNA of Nematostella vectensis (starlet sea anemone), 3756 nucleotides long. RefSeq names its product DNA-directed RNA polymerase I subunit RPA2. Gene Ontology annotation, biological process: DNA-templated transcription. Lineage: Eukaryota; Metazoa; Cnidaria; Anthozoa; Actiniaria; Edwardsiidae. The transcript is spliced from 34 exons. Gene Ontology annotation, cellular component: RNA polymerase I complex; nucleus. The record is from RefSeq and is a predicted model, not a curated record. The coding region runs from base 57 to 3506 and encodes 1149 amino acids. Gene Ontology annotation, molecular function: DNA-directed RNA polymerase activity; DNA binding; ribonucleoside binding.